CUUCAACACUCGACUGCAACUGCAAGCAGUCGUCGUUCGCCCGCCGACUCGCGAUGACGAUCCUCUUUUCGCUGUGUACCACCAGUAACAUCAGGACAACAAAGUAACAAAAAUAAAAAAAAAAACAUAAUAUUAUCGUCAAGUUCUAACGAUGGAAAGUAACGAGCGAAAAGAGAGCCGUGAGCUCUUAACAAUUGUGAUCCUGUGUCUUUUGUGGUAUGCGGUGUCGUCAUCGAGCAACGUCGUCGCCAAGGCCUUACUUUCCGAAUUCCCUUAUCCAAUGACUGUCACCAUGGUUCAACUGACUACCAUUACUUUACUUUCUGGGCCGCUGUUCAACCUGUGGAGUGUGAGGAGGACUAGUAAUACUAUGAUUACGUGGAGAUAUUAUUUCAAGUUGAUUGUUCCCUUGGCCCUCGGCAAAUUCCUGGGCAACGUACUCAGCCACGUCAGCAUCUGGAAAGUGCCCGUUUCGUACGCUCACACUGUGAAGGCCACAAUGCCACUCUUCACAGUUGUGCUAUCUAGGAUCAUUUUACAAGAGCGACAAACUGGCAAGGUCUACCUCAGCUUACUGCCAAUUGUCGGUGGUGUGGCCAUAGCUACUCUUACUGAGCUUAGCUUUAAUUUCACUGGACUCUUCAGUGCCCUGGCAUCUACAAUGGCAUUUUCUUUACAAAAUAUUUUCUCAAAGAAGGUGCUAAAAGAUACUGGAAUUCAUCACCUGAGGCUAUUGUUAAUAUUAGGUAGAUUAGCAUUAUUUAUGUUUAUACCAAUAUGGUUGGUGUAUGAUGUAAGAAAUUUGAUGUAUGAUCCAUUGACUGGAUCUGCAGUUGAAAUUAGUACGAAGACAUUAAUGUUUCUGAUAGUAGAUGGACUACUGAAUUGGCUGCAAAAUAUUGUUGCCUUCUCUGUAAUGUCCAUAGUGACACCUUUGACAUAUGCAGUGGCCAGUGCAAGUAAACGAAUUUUUGUGAUUGCUGUAACUUUAUUUAUCUUAGGUAAUCCAGUGACCGGUACUAAUGUUUUUGGCAUGGUGUUAGCUAUUGCUGGUGUCUUCUGCUAUAACAAAGCGAAAUAUGAUCAGAGGCAGGAAGAAAAAAGAAGAAGUUUACUGCCUAAGUAUAACAUUCCAACUCAAAAUGGACACACUAGUUUUAUGAUCAAUGGGGGCAGGUCGAAUGAGAAAUAUCCGUUUUUCUCAACUUAGUCUAAGGUUACUAAAAGUUAAAUUGUUAUUUCUUCACAAACCCAUAAGAAUUUUCUUUUUAAUGCAAUUGAAAAGAAUUUAAUCAAUGUAAAAAUGUCGUAAGAAUAUCUGAAUAUAAGAUGAAAAAUAAAAAUUAUGAUAGAACAAUUUUUUAAAGUAUUUUAUAUAUAAUUGAAGUUUUUCCAUCUACAUAUACAUUUUGAAUGAAUUUCAUGGUAACUUCAGAUAUUUUUAAUGAAUAUUACAAUGAUCAAGAGGUAUAUUAUUGUUUUGAAUGUGUAAUCGAGAAGGAUAAAUUCUUGUCAAUGUAUUGAUUAAUUUAUUGCCACUUAAAGUUAGAAACUGCGCUAUGAAGUUGUCUUCGUUUGAAAAUUAACUUUUAUCUAACUAUCUUGGACAUGUUAAUCGCUGGUUCGAUUGAUGAAACAUUCCUGCGAUUUUAUAUCAUGGAUAAUAUGCUAAUCAGAUGUUUUUCAUACAUUUAUAGAGCUUAAUUUGAUAGACAAUUUUCUAAUCGCUUGAAGCGUUAUGACUUUGAAUUUCUUAUAUCUUGCUAGUGUGUAAAGUUGAAUGGUAUGGAAGUAUGAACUCUGUUUAUUUUGAAAUAUUUCAAUGAUGCUGAAAGUGAUGAAACGGAAAAGUAAGAUAUUUUUGUGUUAAAUAUUUGUUUUGGUCUCACUGAUAUUUAUAAUACGUUUGUGUGAGUAAAAAUGGGGAAAUACUUUUUUUGUGCUUUAACAUUGUAACAGUCACUUGGUGACUCAAUACAAAUCUGUAAAUUACUUGAUUUUGUGUAAGUAUGUAUUGAUUGUGGGAGAAAUUAUUUUUGUUUGAAAUGGUUUAUAUAAAAUACAUCUAUUUUUAACAACAUACGUAUGCAUGUGAUCGCACUGACAAGAAGCAGUUAAAAACAACUUGCACUGCAGUAGCAAAGAAGUUAGCUGUAAAAAUUCCUUUAAAACGUACUAAAAUAAUCUUUUAUGGAAUGAAAAAGUUAUUUACUUUUGUAAAUCAGACGGUACAAAUGAAUUUUCAUACGUUUUUUUAGAUGAAUCCACAUGUGUUUUAUAUGCUUCUGACGCCUGAAAGGUUUAUUCCUGUAAUAUUUGUCUUCAAAAAGUGGUGAACUGUAUUUCUGCGAAUUACGACUUCCCAGAAAUAUUGAAGUACCGCAAUAAGAGUUUAUUUAUUCAAGUCACUCGAAGACGGGAUCUUUCUGUAGACGCGCAUGAGAAUGAAUGUGAACAGUCCAAUGAUGAUAAUAGAGUCGUUCAUAACUUAUUAAUAAAUUAAAAAUUUUUAGACUAUGGAUCUGUGAUUUUUGAAUAUUUUAUAGUUAAGUUUGGCAUAAAAAUCAUUUCAGCUAUUAUUGACAAAAUUUUUGUACUCUAUUCAUUAGAAUGUUAAAAAUAGCAUGGUAUUCAAAUUUAUAUAUUUGUGCAUGUAAAAAGACGUGGCUAUUGUUGAAUGUUUUGUUUACAUAAAACAUUGUUACACUGAAAAUCACACAGCUGCUGUCAAAUAGAAAUAAUCGUGUAGAUGACUUAUUUUAUUUUUACAUGGUUGUAAUAGAUUAUGUUUUACGUAAAACCAAUAUGACUGAUAAAAUUAAAUAAUUGUUAUGCAUUUAUCGUCUGAAUAAAAAAUAAAAAUACGUUAUUCUGAAUAAACUACGGAAAAAUACAAUGGUGAAAUUAUUGUACAACACACACAAAUACAAAAGUGAUAGUAUUUGUCAAAGUGAAAAACCAUGCAGCAUUGACUGGAACAAAAAGUUAUUGAAGGAUUAAAAGUGAACUGAUAUAAUAGAAAUUGCUCGAUGGGAAUGAGUAUGAUUUUUAAUAAACUUUUCCA
Molecule: messenger RNA, 3064 nt
Organism: Phymastichus coffea
Lineage: Eukaryota; Metazoa; Arthropoda; Insecta; Hymenoptera; Eulophidae
Product: solute carrier family 35 member E1 homolog
Exons: 3
Coding region: 152-1210 (352 amino acids)
Cellular component (GO): Golgi apparatus
Molecular function (GO): antiporter activity
Source: RefSeq, a predicted model, not a curated record